Molecule: messenger RNA, 4881 nt
Organism: Trichoplusia ni (cabbage looper)
Lineage: Eukaryota; Metazoa; Arthropoda; Insecta; Lepidoptera; Noctuidae
Product: cytosolic carboxypeptidase 1-like
Exons: 7
Coding region: 3964-4380 (138 amino acids)
Biological process (GO): C-terminal protein deglutamylation; protein side chain deglutamylation
Source: RefSeq, a predicted model, not a curated record
ACUGUCUUCCAAACGUAGCUGUGCACAACCGUAAUGAAUCAUUACGAGUAUUACGAUGCACGUUCUGAGUUGAUACUGAUAUAAUGCGAUAAGCUGAACAACGCGAACUGGAAGAGGAGAAUUUAUAGCAGGCUGCGAUGCGCCAAGGCCGCCCAGUUGUUGCUAUUAUGUAAAUAAUGCACUCUUAUGUCGUGCACUCCGUGGCACUCGCCUACCGACUACUUCUGCUCAUCACGGCGACCUCUCCACAUACCACUAGCAAAUUGUUAUCAUAAACGUUGCUUGCAUUUUUCAAAAGCCCUUAACUUUUAUGUGUUUACGAGUUCUUGUAAUUUUGCUAACGUAAGAUAGGUAAAUAUUUCUGUCACAACCAACGGACAUGUAACUCUCAAACUACUACGCAAACAAUAAAAAAAUCUCGUGUAAUUAAAUAUUACAUAGAAACUCAUACCCAAUCUUGAAUCACGGAAUGUGCAAAAACUACGUUAGAAAAUUCUCGAUUUUUUCAAAACAAGUUCGGUUUACAUAAACAGUUUACGGGACUUAAUACGUUGUACAUACUCGUAUAUAAAACAAGUUAUCACCUCGGAAAUACCUUAAUUAGAGAGGCUACUCCUAAUAUAUUCAGUCCACAGUUCUACAUCUGAAUUGAUAGAACACGUAUUAAUUGCAUACUGGUCUGGACUUUAGAUAAAAGAGGCGAGAAACCAAAGAGAGUUUACUUAAGCAAAUUGUAACAUUUAACUGAAGGUAAUAAUGAGUCACCGUGCAGUAAUCACGACCUGUCACAACUUAACGGUAUUACAAUUUAAUAAUUCAAAGCCUCAUUCCAAUUCUUGAUUGAACGCAAGACUCGAUUAAAAAAGGAUUGGAAAAUCAGGAUAUGCGUCGUCAGUCCCGUCAAUCCGCUUAGCACCAGAAGAAGUAUUAACUUGAGUUUAUUUAUCAAUCUUGUCUUCACAAUUUGCUCCUCCACAUAUUCCAGAGAUGGUUUUAGUAAAUAAAUGAAGUUUUCCAAUUAAUAACACAGAUGACUGCGUAGCUGAUGAACCGAGUGAACACAUUUAAAUACGCGUCAUACUUAUGCUUUCUGAAUAAAUCGUGCAUAUAUCAUAACAGAACAAUCACUCAAGUGUUUCACAAAUGUGAAUAUAUAUUAUGUUGGAUCGUAAUGCUUCUCUUGGUCGUUACUUCCUACAAAGGAAUAACUAGCUUCGUACAAGAGUUGUUUAUUUUAUUCGAGAAUAUCAGCAAUAGUCGUGAGGCACGUCAAACUGAUCACACUCGCGGCUUCUAAAUCAAUAGGAGCGAAUCGGUGUGCGGAAGCGCCGAGUGGUGCCCUGGUGGGGUGGUGCCCCUGCAUGUGGGCUUAUCAAAUACAUCAUUGUCGCCACCGAGACACGAUUCACACCCGAGCACGUGGAACGGGAAUUAAUUAUAUUUCCAUAAACAUAACACGAAACAAAAACAUUUGGAAUUCACAUUUUUAAACGUUUGCAGUUAAAACACCUAUGUAGGCCACUUAAAACAUAUUUGACCUUAAUCAGAGCUGUGAAAAUAAUAAAUACCCUCGCGAGAGUGCAUCUUGGCUAAUGGUGGCUGCAUUCCAACACAGAGGAUUGUCGCUGGAGAAAAGUACCGUGUCAUUGAACCGCCCAGUGAUGAAAUGCUCUGUUUCCGCGAAUUCCUGGCAAAUAAAAUCAAUUAUCAUGACACCGUUACACGAGCCGUUGCCAAACAACAAAGAGACUAUUAGUAUUGAAACGUCAACGUCGUUAAAAUAUAAUUACGAAGGUUCUCUCGCAUCUAAUGGAUGUACCUGCCAUUCCUGAUAACUGAUUCAGCAAGGCUAUAAAUACAAGCUAGGCACGUGUGUUAAUUCCAUAGAACGCUAUUUAAUAUAGAUAACCACGUCAUGUUAUUGUCGCGGUGGCACCGGAUAAGCGCUGCGACCGGCCGAUUGUCUCGCGACUAUCGUAAAUAACUCGCACCGUGUCCGGUGUCGACCACGAAUACAGAGUUGCCGACGAUGGCUGGCGAAUCCUGGCGUCGCCGCCACUCGCCGCCCAGCCAUCCGCGUCCCCUAACGCGGCACGCUCGACGCAGGCUUCCUUUCUAACGUUCCAAGUGAGCUAGCAGCAACGCGCGCUCCCGCGCUCGACAUCGACAAGUCGAGAACCAGUGGUUAGGCAUGCUCUCGGUGCGCUCACAGGAAACAGCCUCCGCGCUAGGAAUACGGAUGAGCGUGACGUGUGCCGUGGGCCUGACGACUUAUCUAAACUGAACCCUAGUCUUCGGUAUCUACCCACGUUAAAUUAUUACUGUCUCUAGGUGUCCAUUUACAAAGCGUAAAGUAACCCUAUUUAUCGACGACGUGCAAUUUGAGAAAUAUAACGACGAUCUCGAACCAAGGACUGGCAUUGGCCGUCGGCUAUGAAUUCCUGCUGAGGCAGAAACAAUGGACAUAUGAUAUAAAUAGGUGGAAUAAAUAUAAAAUGGUAGUGUUUAUUUGGUCUAUUUUACUGGCUGAACGAUAUGCGAAGGGUGCAUAGAGGGCGGGCAGGGAUCGAGCGAGCCCGAAGUAUUGCCGUGGUCCGAUAGCAUCGGUGCGCAGCGCGCUAUAAAUAGAUGAGCAGGCGGACCCUUGAACCAGCCGCGGUCGUCACUACGCGCCUCAAAGGGUUACUGCUUAAUAAACUUAAUAAUACAUACAAAUAUAUAGAACACGACAUAAACCAAGCCUGUAUUUUAAUGCAAAUAUGAAUACAACGAAAAUAGUCCUUUAUACUAUAGAUUCAUUACAUUACGAAGGAGACGAGAUGAACUUGUCUAUUAAUUCCAUGAUUUACUAAAUAAUUAAAUAUGUUUUACGGUUUAUUUUGUUUGUUUAUUAAAUGAAGACUCUUAAACUAGUCAGGGCACAAAAUAACUUAGUUAGAGGUAAUUAAGUGGUGGCAUGCGACAUCCCUGUUCGUUGCUCCGCAGCUCCGGUACCGCAACAAUCCACCAUAAAACACGGCAGACGGGGUGCAGCUUCUCGCUUGUUCGCUUUCAUUCGCGCAUGCGGACGACGCUUAUUUUUUUCCCUGAUUAGAGUAAAAGAUGCGCAACCGGUCGUGGAGCGAAGGCCACUGCCAGGGACGGGCGUGAGUCGCGCUGCGCCCGCGCCGCCUCCGCGCCCGCUAAUGAUGCGACUCCACUGAACCACUCCUAAUUGGACGAACGCCCGACCGCUCCAGGAAAAAAUAUCCGCCAACCAUGCACACAACACAGAAUAAUCAGAAUUGCAAAACAUCUCCACUUUGAAUCAUACGAAUUAUUAAAUUCCAGCUAAAUUAACUAACAUAGGUACGGCACAGAAGCAUAAUACGAAUAUAAAAAUGUGUCCUUUACCUGGAAAGGUUUUUUAAUACGAUGUGCCUACUUGCUCUCCACUUUUUAUCACUUAUCAAGAUGUGAGGUGUGAAUAUUAAAAUUAAAUGAUUCGUUUCGGAGAACUAUAAAGUUUCCGUGUUACAUCACAGGGACGCUUUAAUGACAUAAUAAUGUUUUAUAAACACCAUUACAGUUACUUGUAUUCUUUCCUUGGUGUACCAUGGCGAAUGCGAUUAUGUCAGAGGCACGUACUCUAUAAGAAUUGCCCUUUAAUAACGGUAGAAGUAUAGUGAACAGUCGCAGAUUGCAGACGUACGUACUAAGUCUAUCUAGCUCCAUCGAUGCGGCUUGACUAAUGAAGAUUUAAAUCGACGGUGGUGUAAACCGAGUCCCGUUUUGCAUCCUUCUAUUUAUCAUACGAAGGGCCUAAUAGAAUAUCUGGUGCGGGUUUGGAAGAAGCCGCCGUUGGUUUACUGCGACUACCAUGGACAUUCCCGCAAGAAGAAUGUCUUCUUUUACGGCUGUGCGGGCGCCGAGAGCUGGUGCAGCAACGACCGGAUUGUACCAGAUGAGCCCGUCAAAUACUUAAUGUUACCGGCGCUAAUGCAUCGAAUAUCACCGGCAUUCGCGCUCGGAUCCUGCUCCUUCCGCGUCGAGCGGGAGCGAGAGAGCACCGCAAGGGUCACCAUCUGGAGGCACCUUGGGGUCACAAGAUCGUAUACCAUGGAGGCAUCCUUCUGUGGCUUCGACAGAGGACCUUUUAAGGGUUUUCACUUAAACACUCAUCAUCUGCAGAGCGUAGGCAGCGACUUCUGCGAGGCAUUGAAUGGCCUUAACGACACCGCGACAAAUGUAGAUAUACAACUCACCAAGGACCUGAACGGAAAUAUCGUUGAAAUAUAUUUGAACGAUGCAGUAAACGACAGUGAGAUCGCGGUGGACAGCGAGCCCGGCUCCGGCUCGGACAGUGUUUUGAAGACAGACUCUGAUGAGGACUUCGACUAAUAGAUUUUUUAUAUAAUAACCUUAGGCUAAGCGCUUGCUACGAAAAUAAAAGCCAGGUGCGGUCUGUGUCACGAACUUAUGUCAUAAUGUUAGGUGUAGUCCGCAGUGCAGGUCCAAGGGUUCGUGACGAGGCAGCAGAUCUACUUGCGUGUCUAAAAAGAGUAAUAGUUACAAAAUUAGGAGUUCAUAAACAAAUCAGUGGUAUACUAGACAUGGACGUUUGCUAGUUUUGUGAAGUCCCUAGACAUAUCGGCCGAACUCGACAACAUAUAAUUGCAUAAGCGUGGGCUAUUUAGAAGUUUUACUUCAUAUUUUGUAACGAUUUUACAUAAUGUUUUGUUGUCAUUUUAGUGUUGCUCCAAGAUAUCAUGUUGUGUACAAAAUUUGACCGUGUAUCGUUAUGCCGUGGAGACCACACAGGUUGUUUAGUUUGGUUUGAUGUGAUAUUAAUUAAAUUAUAAGUGGCUUGUGAUCUCAAUUACAAAUAAAUUAUGAAAUCAC